CUGUCGCAGCAGCAGACAGACGACUUGUGAUUUCAUGGCGAUCGUACAGACUUUCAUCACUUUUGCUUCCUAUUUUUGGUGUCUCGAACCGUACGAGAAUCUGAUUUAGAACUACUUUAGCAAAACWUGCCGACAAGGAUGAGAAUGCGUCCGGCUUUGUGGGCUGUAGUGUUAGCAUUGUAGCUGCGAUGCAGUCGCCGUUAGCCUGGACACAAACAGACAGAAAAGAGGUMUCCACCGGCGGGUUUUACAUCUGAUCGCACAGUCUCUGUUAGUUUCUCUGGAAUGCAUCUGUCUAAGAAAUGUUCCGUCUUCAAAGUGGUGCUGAGUGCCCUGCUGAUAGUGGCGCUGCUGCAGCUCAUCUACCUGUCCUUCCUGUCCAAGUUUCACGGUAAGCAGCAGCGGUACCGCUACUCGGAGCUCUUUGGARGCUCUGCGGCCAAGAAAAAUGUCCAGUCCGAGAAAAACACACGCAAAGAGCGGCUGAGGUACUCCCUGUCCACCGGAGGGAUCUUCGACAGCAGCGGCCAGUACCGGGUGUACAAAAACCUGAUCAAAAGUGAUUUCACCACAAAUCAGAGAGCAGGUCCAGACKCUAGUGGACUGACUUUAGCCACGCAUACUACUAUCAACAACCUGCAUCACCUGGAGCAUCUACUGGAAAGGUGGCAGAACCCUCUGUCCGUGGCUAUAUUUGCACAUGGGGAAGAUGUUAAAUUCGCYACAGCUCUGGUUUAUGCACUCAGCUUCUUCUGCCCUCAGAUCCAAGCCCUGGCCGACUUUCAUUUGGUCUGCCUGUCAGGAGAGACGGCCAGUUUCCCCGAGCAGGACCGUGAGCACUUUGCAGGACUCGAGGACUGCGCCUCCGUGUUCGCCAGACUGGAAACCCACCGAGACAAGUACAAAAACUACGCCAUCAAUGGGAACAUCUCCUACCCGAACAACCUUCUCCGCAACGUCGCCCGCAGCGGCACGGAGUCCUCCUACGUCCUGGUCCUCGACAUCGACAUGAUGCCGAGUGCCGACCUGCCCCAGCAGUUCCUCGCCCUGAUCGCCGGGCGUGAGCCAGCCAGCGACGAGGUGUUCAUCUUGCCAGCUUUCGAGAUCCGCCACGCCAGGAAGGUCCCCGCCACCAAGGCCCAGCUGGUGCAGCUUUACCAGGUCGGGGAGGUCCGCCCGUUCUACGAAGAGCUGUGUCCCCGGUGUCAAGCCCCCACCAACUACUCGCAGUGGGUCAACAGUCACGUUAGGGAGACGGGCACUCUGGAGGUUGCCUACACCCUCAACUGGGUUGACCCCUGGGAGCCAUUCUACAUCGGCCCUCGCACUGUACCCCUCUACGACGAGAACUUCAAGCAGUACGGCUUCAAUCGGAUUAGCCAGGCCUGUGAGCUCCAUGUGGCUGGAUACAGGUUCUCCGUCCUGAGCUCUGGUUUCGUCGUGCACCUGGGCUUCAAGCUCCAAGGAGAGUUCCACGCCAAGAAAGAGGAGGAGAACAAACAGAACCGACUUCUGUUUCGCAGCUUCAAAGAGGGCCUAAAGACCAAGUACCCAUCCUCUACUCGACGAUGCUGAACAAAGAGGAGACAAAGUUUUUCUACUCGACUUUCAAAGYCAGCACGGCUUAAGUUUUCUGAUUAUUAGACGCACAAAAAAAACUUGUUUAGAAACUGGUGUGAACUGCGAAGUGGAAACGUUUUGUUCCAACUUUUUAAAAAAUAUUUUUCAAAMGAACAAACACUAACUGGAUCGUGUUUGAUCAGAGUUUAAGCAUUUAAGCUAUGCUUUCUAAUUUAUUAUCAUGAAUUUGUCUGGAAAAAACAGACACGACAGAGGGAAUUUGAGUAAGUCUGAUAACGUUAAAGAAAAGAAAUCUUUUAUACUUCAAGUCASCUGACUGAGGGGUGCCUUCUUCCUUAUCGACACCAUGGAUAAGGAAGGUGCCUGUCCACGCUACAUUUUUAUGGGAACACAAAAAACUUUUACCAAGACCUGGUGACAUUUUUUGAGAUUCCCGUCAAACAUCGGGAAAAAAAAUUACUUAAGCUGUUAUCUUA
This is a messenger RNA of Austrofundulus limnaeus, 2057 nucleotides long. It is a transcript of the gene b4gat1, whose product is annotated as beta-1,4-glucuronyltransferase 1. Lineage: Eukaryota; Metazoa; Chordata; Actinopteri; Cyprinodontiformes; Rivulidae. Gene Ontology annotation, biological process: protein O-linked glycosylation via mannose. Bases 286 to 1575 code for a protein of 429 amino acids. Gene Ontology annotation, molecular function: glucuronosyltransferase activity. The transcript has 2 exons. Gene Ontology annotation, cellular component: Golgi apparatus. The record is from RefSeq and is a predicted model, not a curated record.